AUGUUCGUCCGAAAGCUGCCUUUCACUGCGUUUCUCAUUGAUGACUUCUUCGUCAUCAACAAGACCUCUAGAAGUCUAGAGCAAUAUCGCGUCUUCGCUAGUGGACCAAUACUUAUUCCGACACGCGACCACGUAACGGAAGCCCUUCACGGCUUCCCCCACAACGGAUACCUCUUAAAAUAG
Colletotrichum abscissum is the source of this 183-nucleotide messenger RNA. RefSeq lists its product as uncharacterized. Lineage: Eukaryota; Fungi; Ascomycota; Sordariomycetes; Glomerellales; Glomerellaceae. The record is from RefSeq and is a predicted model, not a curated record. The coding region runs from base 1 to 183 and encodes 60 amino acids. The transcript has 2 exons.